GUUGGUCCUUAUACUGUGAAAGCCAAAAUAAAACGAGAUAAAACUUUUCUCUCGGUCCUGGAAACACAUGGCAGUGAAAGAAAAUACAGCUUAGAUUAAAAAAAAGCUUAUUUACUUCCGGGUGUAAUGGUGUUUGGCACCCGGCGUUGUGCGCGAGGCUUUUUCUCUCUGUUCUUUCCGGGGGUCGCGAGCGGGUAUCACUUUAGCCGACUUGCUAGCUAACGUAAAGAAAGUGGAGAAGACGGAGGCUAAACGGGAGCUUUAUCCGCCUACACAGACCUAUGCGACGGAUAACAGGUGAGUGAUGGAGACGAGAGAGUUGACCGUGGUCGCUGGCAGCUUCGUGGGUUUCCAGCUUCUCUUCUCGGUGGCCAGCCCUCACCUCUCCUGGAUCAUCACGCCGGGGUAUGGACGGCUUCCUCUCAACAAACACACAGAGUGGAACUCCAGGUUGGUGUCGACUGUGCACGCUCUGAUCGUGGGUUUGUUCUGUCUGUACAUCCUGUGGUUCGAUCAUGUGGUCAACGCCGAUCCCGUCUGGGGUGAUCCCAGUCUCGUCAAACUAAAUGUAGCCAUAACCUGUGGCUAUCUCCUUUAUGACCUCGUGCUGUUGGCCACUAACUGGAGCACGAUGGGCGACGGCUUCUUCGUCUGCCACCACUUGGCGGCGCUGUAUGCAUACGGAUAUGUUCUGACUCGAGGCGUGCUUCCCUACUUUGCAAACUUCCGCCUCAUUUCAGAGCUGUCCACACCGUUUGUGAACCAAAGGUGGUUCUUCGAGGCGUUAAAGUACCCUCGCUCUCACCGCCUCGUCGUUAUAAACGGCGUCGCCAUGGCGGUCGUCUUCUUCCUGGUCCGCUGCGCCGUCAUGCCGUCCUAUUGGUCCAGCGUCUUUGCCACUUUCGGCACGGAGGCCUUCGCUAGGCUGGGCCUCGCCGCUCAAGUGGCGUGGAUCUCCUCCUGCAUCGCGCUGGACAUCCUGAACGUCAUCUGGAUGUACAAGAUCGCCCGCGGCUGCUACAAGGUGAUCAAAGGAAGACGGGGGGCGAGGAAAGGAAAGGAGGAGGAGGAGGUGGUAUCGGAGAAGAAGAAGGAGGUGGUAACGGAGAAGGAGGUGGAGAAAAAAGACGGGAAGCACGUCAACAGCCACACGGACUGAAGAGAGCGAAAGGAAAUGUAGAAACACGAAGUGAGGAGGAAGGGGGAAAUCCUCACAGACCCACGUGAUGGUCCUUUAAGUCCCGACACGAGACAAAGAGACUCUCGAGCUCCAGCCUUUGCAGCUCAGUGUUGGGACCGAGGCAGAAAGCACACUUUUAACUCCGUCUGUCACCUUUUCGUUCGUCCUUUUACCCGUCACAUGUCCCCUCCUUCGGCCUCUGAAGGCGCCUGCGAAAGACAGGAUUUUUUUUGCAGGAUCGCAAAGUCUGACAGAGCCUUCAGAAGACGACCAUCUCUCGCUGAUUUUUUUUUUCUCCCCCCCCCCCCGAACAUCAUUUCAUCUACUCCGUCCACGCUCGAGGAGACGCUCCCGUGUACAGUGUUCGUGAAUCUACAGGGCUCUCGUCUUAAAACUCAUCAGACCUCACGAUAUACAGAAAGAGACAGAAAAACACCAUAAUGCCUCUUCUACAGUAUCACCUGCUGUGGCCUCCUUGUAAGAAAGUGGCACCUGCCUAUUAUCACCAGCCAUGCCCCUCCAACGCCCCCUGAACAAUUCGGAUUAUAUAUAUAUAUAUUAAAAUAUUAAGAAUAUGCAUGCAGGACAGACUAGACACACUCUCUAACACCCUGUAGGUCCACAUAGUAGGUCUUUUUCUGCACUGAGCAGUGUUCAAUGUUUCUGGGAUGAUAUCUCCACAACUUUUGAGUUUUUUUCCCAUUUGACAUCAACUGGAAGAUCCGUGAAAGUAGGGCGAUCCGCGUACAGAUCAACGCUCACCGGAGAAAACAUCAAUGUACAUCAGAUGAGCUUUUUUGGUUUAGUUAUAGCUGUUUCCAUGGUAAAAAAAACAAAAACUUCUCGUCUUUGUACGGAGGGCAUUCGCGAGACACCCAAAUACGCUUUUCUGUCUUUUUGAUAAUUGAGAAACACGGUCUAAAGCGAGCUUCUCCUCCACAUACGUAGGGUGGUCUGUGUGAUAUGAUAACAGUUUGACAAUAGCUGAUCCAUGUACAACAAAUAAGCUUUUCGGUUUUUGUCAAUAACGAGCUUCUCCUCCACGUACGGGGGGGAAAUCUACGAUAAAGAGAUGGAGAUAAAAGUUCUACAGAUUAAACGCUCACCGUAGAAAAACAUCCAUUCAAAACAAAUGAGCUUUUGGGGGUUUUCAAUGGCCGAAAGACUUGGUCACAAACAAGCUUCUCCUCCACGUACGGAGAGUGAUCCGUGUAUGGAAACAAAAGUUCUGCCGAGAAAACAUUCACCGUCGGAAAAACAUCCGUGUGCAACAAAUUCGCUUUAUGGGUUUUGUAAUGAUCGUUUCCGAUUUUGAAAGACCCGGUCAAACACGUGAUUGUCCUCAUCCUACGGAGGGCGAUCCGCAUGUGAGAGUGAAACGCUCACUGGCAGCAACAUUCAUGUACAACAAAUUCGCUUUUUUUUCGUCUCUGUUAUAUAAUUGCUUCUUUCUGAAUAACACAAUCAAGCUUCUCCUUCAAUUUCAAGAGUCACGUCAAUUUCUGAAAAGUCAGUCAAGUGAAUAUCAACUCGGAGCGUUUGUAGCGGCCACACAGAAAACAGAGGGUGAGCUUUUUUAGAAAUAAGACGAUGGGUGUAGAGCUUUUUAGAAAGAGACAGAAAGAGAGAACAAGCCGCUCUGUGGACACGGGCUUCUCACAGGACAAUUCUUUGCCUUUUCAGUAUUCAUUGUCGGCAUUGCCCCGCUGUAUUUUUAUUUUACCCGCCCUGAAGUUACAUCCAAUUCAUUUGACACCCAUCGCAACCCUCUGCCUCACUGGAUACUCCACUGUCCAGCUUUUGGUUUUGUUCUACCUCUCCCCCCCGCCUUACAAAGACCUCCCGUCGUCAUGAGACAAAUCAACUUUUUUUUUUUUUUGUCGUUCUUUCUACUGUACCUAGUGAUUUUAGCCUUUGAUAUGUUAUCUGUUGUGAUAUCACUGAUUCAGAGGGACUUCUUCGACCCAGCCAAUGCAGUCAAGUGUGUCUUUCUAAAGAACCCUCACCCCCAAUGGAAGUCUUUAUAUUUCCUCUGAUCACGUUUUUUUGUUCUCCGUGACUCUUGAGAAUCUAAUCUUACAAGGGAAAGGGAAAAGUCCACAAACAUUUGGACUUUUUUUUCCCCCCCACUUCCUUUCCACAAGUUGGCACAAUCAUAGCGUGCGAACGAUAUAAUUGAAGCCCUUCAGAAACACUGACAUGGUGCUCUUUUUUUCUUGCAGAAUGUCAGCAGUAGGAAUGCUAGCAAUACGACAAUUUCUUUCCAAACGCUUCUACAUAAUUUGGAUGUAUCAAUUUAUGGCAAUCUGCAUGUUGUUUAUUUUUCUUUUCUGUAUAAACUGUAAAUCACUUCAGAGCAUGGUAACAUAUUUCUGUGAUGCCUUAGCGACUAGUCAUGAUAGAUGAAUAACAUCUAGAUAUGAAACUGCGUUAAUCCGAAGGGGUUUGUCUUCCAAAAUGUCUCGCCUCUCGGAGCAGACUGAAUGCAUGUUCUUUACUUUCCUCCUCGCUGCAUGUCUGUACAGUUAAUUCUCAUACAGUAGCGCUGUAUGGCCGACUCACUAAUCAUUAACCACAUUCUCUGUGUGGCAGUUUUUUUUUUUUUUACAAAUUCAUGAACUCUACUCGUUGUACACUAAGACUACAUCGCUGAUAUGAUGACGGACAGAGAUACAAGAGCGGGGUUCAGAUCAGGCUUUUGUCACACUACAAGAAAUGUAUAAAUGUCAUUGUUGCUUAUAGGAGAACUCCACCGAUUUAAAAAUGGGGAAAUCGCGGUUUCAAAAACGAUGCCGAUUUUCGUCAAGUUUCCAUCUGAAUGAAGUUAACCAAAACUACAGCUUAAAAAAAAUCUGCAAGAAUUUCACGUUAAUAUAAGGAGAAAAAAGAGGGUGUGUCAAAGUGACGUCAAUAAAACAAUAAUGGAAAAGCGAUAUUGCUAUUUGUAUGAAGGUGACUUUUAUUUUUAUUUUCUCUGUCACUAUUUAUUAACUUUUCAAUGUAGAGUAAAUGCAUUUCAGGGACGUCACUGUGACACACUUUUAAAUAAAAAUGUAUCCGUGUUUUCCAAUUUGAUUUGCAAUUUUAAGAUGUGUAUUAAAACAGAUACACACUUAGUGUUUUAUUUAACUUUUUUUUUUCUUUGACUUAAACCUUUUGCCUACAUUGCCCAUAAUGCAACAGUUCAAUUCAGGUGUGUAGCCGCUAAUUAUGCCGUUUUUGUUUAUUUCAAAUUUUUCCAGUCAGGUUUUCUUAUUUCACAAAAGUAAAAUGCCAAUUAAAACAUAUUUAAAAAAAAAAAAAAAAAAAAAAUGUAACACUUUAUUCCACAACUUGGUACUACAUUACCCAUAAUGCAACACUUCAUUCUAGCGAUUCAGGUGUUCUAAUGGUGGCUCAUUCUGCCUUUUUUUGUCAGUCAGGUUUUAUUUGUUUUUGCCAAUUUACAAAGCACAUAAAAACAGGAAGUAGCAGCUCAUACUGCCCAAUUAUAUUUAUUUGUAUAUUACACAUAUAGUUGUACUAAACAAACCCAUUUUUUUUUUUUUUUUUUUUAAACCUAUGUAGUGGCACUUCCCAAGACGUGAAAACAGAUCCUGUGUCCAAUCGGUGGAGUUCCCCUUUACGCAUUUAAUUGGAACAGAUAAUGGAGAAUAUCUCACUGUGUUGCUAUGGAGACGACCUCCUGUCUGUCUGUCAUCACCACAGAGGAGGGGCUACAGUAUCUUGUGCCUUUUUUAACACUAACGGUGGAUGUGAUGCAGCCAGGUUUUGGAUUAGCAUGACUUUCUAAUGUAAUACCCAGUGAUUAUCUCCUCUGUACUCCACAUGUAUACUCUUUGUAUAUAUUUUUAUAACCUCUUGCCUGCACAAUGAUUAAUCCGGCCAAGUAUUAUAAUCCAAAGCUGAUCCCUUUUCUCGGGGAGUUUUGUGUUUUUCUCCUGAAAUACAGGGAGGUGUGUCUCUAUGAAUGUUGUGAUUUAGUUAUUUAGUGAUGAUGCGCUCAGUGUCCCGAGGCGGUCAGAAUGGAAAUUAUAUUUUUUCACUUUACGACAGGUUAGUAAACGGGGAGGCUAACAUCUCAUUUCUCCAGCCUCCUAAUCUCGAAGCUGUGAAUAGUUGUAGAAAGAAACUGUAAUAUCAAAACUAUAAUAAUCAGAGUACACUGUGGGGAAUGAGCCGAGAAGCAGGUGCACUUCUUCUUUUUGUUUUGUGUUUGUUUUUUUAAACUGCUCGUGCACAGAGUAAAACGACACUCACGAGAAUUGCAAUGUACCGGAGAGAGUUUUUGUAUGUUUCAGGGUUUUCUACAGAAUAUAUUUCAACACCUGAUAUAUGUGUCUCGCACCCUGGGGAUGUUCGGACAGAACGAAUUGAUGGAUUAAAAAAAUAAAAAAGGCUGCUAUUGUAAAGGCCGGGAUCUGAAUCGUAUCAGGUUAGAACAACCACAUUUGCCUUUUCGUUCUUUUUUUGGGGAGGCCAACGUUCAUUAUGUCAAAUAAUGAAUAUAUUUAAAGAUAUAUAUAUUAUUAAGGUAUAUACAAACCUGUAUAUAUCAAAGUAUUGAACACUGAUGCACACUGUACCAAUUAAACGAAUUUUGAGUGUUUUUAAUUUCUCUUCUUUCUUAGGUACAUUAAAACAGAGCUGCAUCAGAAUCUGGUACUCAAACAGUAAAUCUUACACCUGGUACUUGGGCAGUUUUGAUGUCAAGUUUGAUUCUAUUAAAUAAAACGGAUUAAGAAUUGUAUAAUGAUUGAAAAUGACUGGAAAAAUUGCGGAUAAAUUGACAGCAAAUAUGAUUUUUCUUUUGAUUGACUUGCCAGUGUGGCUUCUGUUGUUUCCCCCUCUUUGACUUGUUUUUAUUUUUGUCUUUUAAUGCAAUCUCUUUCAUUUCUUUGUGUUCUGGAGAUUUUAAUGUGAAACAGCCUACACUACACGCAGGCCUCGUCUGAGCGUCGUCUACAAUGACCACUACUAAUGAUCAUGUAACUGUAGUGCUGGAAGUUGAGACUUACUUGAAAGUGUUGCUCUUCAAUAAAGUUGAAGACCAAGAGAAAA
Trematomus bernacchii (emerald rockcod) is the source of this 6241-nucleotide messenger RNA. It is a transcript of the gene tlcd4b, whose product is annotated as TLC domain containing 4b. The transcript is spliced from 7 exons. The record is from RefSeq and is a predicted model, not a curated record. Bases 305 to 1159 code for a protein of 284 amino acids. Gene Ontology annotation, cellular component: endoplasmic reticulum; membrane. NCBI's taxonomy places the organism in Eukaryota, Metazoa, Chordata, Actinopteri, Perciformes, Nototheniidae. Gene Ontology annotation, biological process: lipid homeostasis.